Messenger RNA from Fusarium venenatum, 249 nucleotides. NCBI's taxonomy places the organism in Eukaryota, Fungi, Ascomycota, Sordariomycetes, Hypocreales, Nectriaceae. The record is from RefSeq and is a predicted model, not a curated record.
AUGGCCAUGUUCCAAGUCCAGCACAAUCAUCAUGGAGAAGACUUCCACCGGUUCUUCCAUCGCGGGCGAAGUUCAAUGUCGGCUAUUGACGAUAGAAAGGCAGACGAGUUUAGGAGACAUGUUUGGGCUGUUACUAUGAUUGACGAGCACCCUUCAGAGCAAAUACAGGUACAGACGCAGACUCAGACACAAGCUCAAGCUCAGACGCCAAAGAAGAAGCACACUCGUCGAUCAAGUGACCUUGUGUAA